AGCCCGAAGUAACGAUGUCGCCAUCCGUGAGUGCAAUCGCACUACUGUGCGUCCUUUCGCUCUUUCAAACCAGACACAUUUCGGCGUGUAACGGUGGCUACAAUUUUAUUAUCCAUCAAAUCGAAAACUGUGCUGGAAAGGGGCAGGUCAUCACGAUUGAUCCGAAAUCCACCGUCACGCUAAUGGAAAACUGCUCGGUCAAGUCCAAGUCCACCGUCACUACAACCGGUUUUAAACAGGCAAACAUGGAGGUGACGGUGACUAAGAACGGCCUGCCGGUGGUAAAGGAGACGGUCGAUCUGUGUGCCAGUCUAGAGGAUGCGGCCAACAACAAGGAAGCGAUGGAAAUCAUUACGAUGUUCGGUGUACCGGAUCACUGUCCGGUAGAGGCGGGUACCGUGAAGACAGACGAAAACCAAACGUAUAGCUUGGAGAAGUACAAACAACAUCUGCUCGUUGCACAGGGACGCUCCAUUAUCGAUGUGCUCAUUAAGCACGAUAAGGGCGAAAGCUGCUUCAAGAUAGACCUGGAAGUAGUGGCUCCCAAUCUGUUGGGUUAAUCCGCAUAGCAGUUCAAUAAAUAUUAGUUUAAUCGCCUGGCGAGAACAGAGCUCUAAAUUGAAUUCUUUCCUUAACAUUAACCAUCAUUGCAUGAUUUCAACAUUUGAUCCUGCUGCUAGAUAGAAACUAUAAUUUAAAAUGUGAAUAAACC
This is a messenger RNA of Anopheles aquasalis, 712 nucleotides long. RefSeq lists its product as uncharacterized. Lineage: Eukaryota; Metazoa; Arthropoda; Insecta; Diptera; Culicidae. The record is from RefSeq and is a predicted model, not a curated record.